Messenger RNA from Chinchilla lanigera (long-tailed chinchilla), 557 nucleotides. It is a transcript of the gene Purb, whose product is annotated as purine-rich element binding protein B. Gene Ontology annotation, molecular function: DNA-binding transcription factor activity, RNA polymerase II-specific; RNA polymerase II transcription regulatory region sequence-specific DNA binding; purine-rich negative regulatory element binding. The record is from RefSeq and is a predicted model, not a curated record. Gene Ontology annotation, cellular component: nucleus. Lineage: Eukaryota; Metazoa; Chordata; Mammalia; Rodentia; Chinchillidae. The transcript has a single exon. The annotation marks the transcript as partial. Gene Ontology annotation, biological process: regulation of transcription by RNA polymerase II.
GGCCUGCAGAGCGGCCAGACCAUCGCGCUGCCGGCGCAGGGCCUCAUCGAGUUCCGCGACGCGCUGGCCAAGCUCAUCGACGACUACGGGGCCGAGGACGACGAGCUGUCGGGCGGCCCGGGGGGCGGCGGGCCGGGGGCCGGCCUGUACGGGGAGCUCCCCGAGGGCACCUCCAUCACGGUGGACUCCAAGCGCUUCUUCUUCGACGUGGGCUGCAACAAGUACGGCGUGUUCCUGCGGGUGAGCGAGGUGAAGCCGUCCUACCGCAACGCCAUCACCGUGCCCUUCAAGGCCUGGGGCAAGUUCGGGGGCGCCUUCUGCCGCUACGCGGACGAGAUGAAGGAGAUCCAGGAGCGACAGCGGGACAAGCUUUACGAGCGCCGCGCGGCGGGCAGCGGCGGCGGCGACGAGUCGGAGGGCGAGGAGGUGGACGAGGAUUGAAGCGCGCGGCCUCCCCGCCCCGCCGCCGUCCCCGUGCCUAGCGAGCUCUCUCUCCCGCUCGUCCGCAGUGAGCUGGGGGGGAGAGCAGGGGAGGCCGCCGCGAGCCAACAAAAAAA